CCCAAACGAAAUUUCUGACAAUGUAAGUGCAAUGUGUUAACUGCGUGCUGGCAUGGGAUGAGAUAGAUGAUGGACCAGAAGUCGUUGAUGUUUGUUUUAUCUGAAACUAGAAAAACAAAUACCUAAAAAAUGGAGUAUGGAGUCUUUAUCUUUAUUCUGUCGCUUUUACUUUAAACUUAAUCAAGCAAAGUAGAUGCCAUGGAUCCUGCUUUUUUGGCAAAUUCUUUUUUCCGGUUAUGCACACUAACUGUAUUACACAAAGUAAUAUCACCAUCUUAGUUUGUGAGAGAGAGAGAGAGAGAGAUGGGGAGUGUUCCUAGAAUGACAAAGCCUUAUAGAGCAGCCAUGAGAGGCAAGUGGACGGAGGUGAAGAGCUUCUAUGAUAAGCAUAAUGAACUGUUGCAUACUCCUCUAACGGCUGCUGGGGACACUGCCCUCCACAUUGCGGUUUACAUUGUUAAAACAGACUUGCUUGAAGCUCUGCUUCAGAAGUUAAAGUCGGAAUCUGAAGACUUCCCAUUUAAUAUUGAAGGAUACUCACCCUAUCAAGUGAAGAAUGAACAUGGUCAUACACCUCUUCAUUUAGCCGCAGCAGCUGGAAAUCUCCCAGCACUUAAACUCUUACUGGACUAUGAUGUAGAACUACUAAAUGUUCAAAAUAACAGAGAAGAAACUGCCCUGUUUCGCGCUGCUGCAUUUGGCAGGACAAAAGUGGUCAGGAAUUUAGCUUCGAGAAUCCACGAUAAGGGACCACACCUCAGGAGAAAGGAUAGCACAUCUAUUCUUCACAUUGCUAUUCUUGGCAAAUACUUUGAAACGGCUGUGGAAUUGCUCAAGUGGGGUGUUUCUCCAUAUAUGGUGGAUGAAAAUGGCAUGACUGGUUUUCAGCUGCUAGCUAACAUGCCAUCUGCUUUCAAAAGUGGAUACCGAAUGGGCAAAUUGAAGGCGUUGCUAUACUAUUGCCUUCCAGAUGUGGAAUAUGCUGAAAAUUUUGACAAGGAAAUUGAUCCUGAACCGCAUGUCAUGUCGUGUCAGAAUGUAGAUAUAGAAAGUGGCAAUGCAAAGAAAUAUCUCCAACCAUCUAGUCAGCCGGCAGAACGCCCUUCUGUGGUCUCAAGAGUGUAUAAUGCCUUUUGGAGAUGCGUAGCUAGAGGAUUCCCAAUCAUCAAAGAGCUGUGGCGCGAUAAGAAGAAGCAUACUAAAGUGCUAGAGCUUACAAAGAUUUUAGCUGAAACAGAUUUUUCGUGGAAGAGUGGACACUCUGGUGGAGCUCCUAAUGAAAAGAUCUCCACAUUGAGAGAUGAUGAAGAAGAUAUAGGCGGAGGAGAAAAGCAAGAAGACGAAGACGCAAGUGAUGAACGUCCUCCACCUAAAGCAGCUUCGAGUAGUAGUUUCCUUUAUGAGACUCCAUUUAUUGCUGCUGCAAGAAAUGGGAUCUUAGAGAUAGUACAGGCUAUUCUUCAUGUUUAUCCACAGGCUUAUUGAACAUGUAAAUUACAAAAAUGAGAAUAUCUUUCAUGUUGUGGCCAAGCAUCGCAGGACAGAGAUUUUGGACCUUCUAGAAUCUUCAUAUGUUCCCAUAACAAGGCUGAGGAAGAAGAUCAAUGUUGAUGGGGAUAGUAUUCUGCAUUCUGCCGCAUACUUAGGUCUGUCUUUCUCAAGGGACAGGCCUGGAGAAGCCCUUCGCAUGCAGUCUGAGAUACAAUGGUUUAAGCGAGUCCAAAAAAUUGUGCCCCAGUAUUUCAUCAACCAUCGAAAUUCAAAUAAAAUGACAGCCCAAGAAUUGUUCACUGAAGAGCACAAGACGCUGGUGAAAGGUGCGCAAGAGUGGCUAAUGCGAACCACACAGGCAUGCACUUUAGUUGCAGUGCUGAUUGCCACCGUUGCUUUUACCUGUGCCUACACCGUUCCCGGAGGUACCAGUAAAACCGGCCAGCCUCUUCUUUUGAAGACGACAGCUUUCUCGAUCUUUGCCACCUCGGAUGCAUUGUCUCUGUGCUUCUCACUGACUUCAGUGGUGGUAUUUCUGUCCAUUAUGACAUCCAAAAUGCACGAGCAAGAUUUCAGGAGUUCUCUGCCAUCGAAGCUUGUUUUGGGGCUGACCACUCUGUUUUUAGCUGUGACGUUCAUGAUGGUUGCAUUUGCUGCUACUCUCAUGCUCAUGAUAAGACAGAGGCUGCAUUGGGCCGCCAUUCCUAUCUAUACCAUUGCUUGUUGCCCUGUUACCAUUUUUAUUUUUCUCCAACUCCCUCUUUACCUCAAUAUUGCUUGGUUCACAGUUAAGGACUUGUUUUCUGGCAUUUCUGCCUAAUUAUUAUGUCUAGGAUUGUUUCUGCUUUCCGGUUUUUCCUUGUAAUUAUCUUCUUUUCUUUCUCUUUUUCUUUUUGGUCUGCUAGAAAUCUUUAUUUCUGUCUGCUCUGCAUUUGAAUGUUGUAAGAGCGUUACAAUUUGGUAGAAUUUUUUAAUGUUUAAUUAGCUUGGAUAUCCCACAGUUACUUUUUAAAAGACACAAUAAUUUGCCAUGAAGUUAUAGAAAUUUCCUUGAAUUAUGAAAGCUACAGAUAAUAUCCGUUUGAAUUUCACUUACAAA
Ziziphus jujuba (common jujube) is the source of this 2590-nucleotide messenger RNA. RefSeq lists its product as uncharacterized. Bases 304 to 1485 code for a protein of 393 amino acids. Gene Ontology annotation, molecular function: protein binding. The transcript has 6 exons. The record is from RefSeq and is a predicted model, not a curated record. NCBI's taxonomy places the organism in Eukaryota, Viridiplantae, Streptophyta, Magnoliopsida, Rosales, Rhamnaceae.